Messenger RNA from Gymnogyps californianus (California condor), 7950 nucleotides. It is a transcript of the gene DIAPH2, whose product is annotated as diaphanous related formin 2. The record is from RefSeq and is a predicted model, not a curated record. Gene Ontology annotation, cellular component: actin filament; cytoplasm. Lineage: Eukaryota; Metazoa; Chordata; Aves; Accipitriformes; Cathartidae. Gene Ontology annotation, biological process: actin cytoskeleton organization; actin filament polymerization. The transcript is spliced from 29 exons. Gene Ontology annotation, molecular function: microtubule binding; actin binding; small GTPase binding. The coding region runs from base 3 to 3356 and encodes 1117 amino acids.
GGAUGGAGGGGCAGGCGGCUCCGGGCGCUGGCGGCGGCGAGGAGCCCCUGAGCUCCGGCAGGAUGAACCCGAAGCGGAGUGGGCGCGCCGCGGAAGAGGAGAGCCGGAACAAGCCCAAGCUGAAUAUUCAAAUAAAAACUUUGGCAGAUGAUGUGCGUGACAGAAUAACAAGCUUCAGAAAAUCAGCAGUGAAAAAAGAGAAACCUCUCAUUCAGCAUCCUAUUGACUCUCAACCUUCUAUAAGUGAAAUCCCGCUUGCCCAGGCGCUUGUUGAUGAGCGUUGCAUGAACUUAUCAGAAAAAGAAGUUAUGGAUCUCUUUGAAAAAAUGAUGGAAGACAUGAAUCUAAAUGAAGAACGUAAAGCUCCUUUAAGAGAUAAAGACUUGACCACAAAACGUGAGAUGGUUGUCCAGUACAUUUCUGCAACUGCCAAAUCCAUAGUCGGAAGUAAAGUUCCGGGUGGACUGAAAAACAGCAAGCAUGAAUGCACACUGUCCUCGCAGGAAUAUAUUCAUGAAUUGCGAUCUGGAAUUUCAGAGGAAAAGCUUCUUAAUUGUCUAGAGUCUUUGAGAGUGUCUCUAACUAGCAAUCCAGUCAGCUGGGUUAACAAUUUUGGACAUGAAGGUCUUGGACUUCUGUUGGAUGUAUUGGAAAAGCUUCUGGACAAGAAACAGCAAGAAAGUAUUGAUAAGAAGAAUCAACAUAAACUUAUCCAGUGCCUCAAAGCAUUUAUGAACAAUAAGUAUGGAUUGCAAAGGAUUCUAGGAGAUGAAAGAAGUCUCUUGCUGUUAUCAAGAGCAAUUGAUCCAAAGCAACCACACAUGAUGACCGAAACAGUGAAAAUACUUUCUGCUAUCUGCAUUGUUGGAGAGGAAAAUAUUCUGGACAAGCUUUUAGGUGCUAUAACAACUGCUGCUGAAAGGCACAACAGGGAACGUUUUUCUCAGAUUGUUGAAGGAUUGGAAAACCAUGAAUUCUUACAACUGCAGGUAGCAUGUAUGCAGCUCAUCAAUGCCCUUGUUACAUCUCCAGAAGAUCUUGAUUUCAGGAUACACUUGAGAAAUGAGUUUUUACGUUGUGGCCUGAAGAAAAUACUGCCUGGCUUGAAAGAUAAGGAAAAUGAAGAGCUUGAUAUUCAGCUGAAAGUGUUUGAUGAGAACAAAGAAGAAGACUUAAUUGAACUGUCACAUCGUCUCAAUGAUAUCAGAGCUGAAAUGGAUGAUGUGAAUGAAGUAUUUCAUCUGCUGUAUAAUAUGUUGAAAGAUACUUCUUCCGAAAAUUACUUCUUGUCAAUACUCCAACAUUUCCUUCUCAUCAGGAGUGAUUACUACGUCCGACCUCAAUAUUACAAGAUAAUAGAAGAAUGCGUAUCACAGAUAGUAUUGCACUGCAGUGGCAUGGACCCGGAUUUUAAAUGUAGAGGAAGACUGGACGUCGAUUUUACUCAUCUUAUUGAUGCAUGUGUGGACAAAGCUAAAGUAGAAGAGAGUGAAAAGAAGGCGGCAGAGUUUUCCAGAAAGUUUGAUGAAGAGUUCACAGCUCGACAAGAGGCACAAGCAGAGCUUCAGAAACGAGAAGAGAAAAUCAAAGAACUUGAAACAGAAAUCAAACAGCUACGAACCCCGUUGGAUUGCUCAAUACCUCCACCGCCGCCUCCGCUGCCUGGUGGAGCAGCACCUCCUCCUCCACCUCCUCCGCUGCCUGGUGGAGCGGUGCCACCUCCACCUCCUCCGCUACCUGGUGGAGCAGUGCCACCUCCACCUCCUCCGCUACCUGGUGGAGCAGUGCCACCUCCACCUCCUCCGCUACCUGGUGGAGCAGUGCCACCUCCUCCACCACCGCCUUUUGGUGGGCCUCCAAUGCCACCAGCUCUUGGAGGUGUUCCUUUUGCUCCCUUUCUGGUGAUACCAGCAUUACCGCAUGGGAUGAAGGAGAAGAAAAAGUAUAAGCUGGAAGUCGCAAUGAAGAGAAUCAACUGGUCAAAGAUUGAGCCUCAAGAGAUAGCAGAAAACAGCUUUUGGGUAAAAGCUGAAGAAGAUAAAUUUGAAAACCCAGAACUGUUUGCAAAAUUGGCGCUUACCUUUGGAACACAAAUGAAAGCUAAAAAGGCAGUAGAAGAAUCAGAAGAAAAGAAAACAGUUCAGUCAAAGAAAAAGAUUAAAGAAUUAAGAAUUUUGGAUGGAAAAACCGCACAAAAUUUAUCAAUAUUUUUGGGUUCUUUCCGUUUGCCUUAUGAAGAAAUAAAAAAUAUAAUUUUAGAGGUUGAUGAAGAGAAGCUGAGUGAAUCCUUGAUUCAGAACCUAGUGAAGAAUCUUCCUGAGCAGAAAGAACUCAAUGCCUUAGCGGAAUUAAAGGAUGAAUAUAAUGAUCUCGCUGAGCCAGAACAAUUUGGAGUUGUGAUGAGUUCAGUGAAAAUGUUGCGGCCACGUCUCAGUGGGAUCCUUUUCAGGCUUAUGUUUGAAGAGCAUGUAAACAAUAUCAAACCUGACAUUAUGGCGGUUACACUGGCUUGUGAAGAGCUGAAGAAGAGUGAAAGCUUUAGUAAGCUUUUAGAGUUAGUGCUGUUCCUUGGAAACUACAUGAACUCUGGCUCCAGAAACGCACAGUCUCUUGGUUUUAACAUCAGUUUUCUUUGCAAGAUUCGAGAUACUAAAUCAUCAGAUCAGAAAACAACCCUAUUGCAUUUUCUGGCAGAAAUCUGUGAGGAGAAUUACCGGGACAUCUUAAAAUUUCCAGAUGAAUUGCAGCAUGUUGAGAGUGCAAGUAAAGUUUCAGCCCAGACUCUGAAGAGCAACCUUGAUUCGAUGAACCAGCAGAUCCAGCGCCUAGAAAAUGACAUUGAGAAUUUCCCUAAAACACAAGAUGAACAUGAUAAGUUUGUAGAAAAGAUGAGCAGCUUUGCUGUGAGUGCCCGAGAGCAAUAUGAAAAAUUGUCCAACAUGCACAACAACAUGACUAAAUUGUAUGAAAAUUUGGGAGAAUACUUCACCUUUGAUCCCAAAGCAAUAAGCAUAGAAGAAUUCUUUGGCGAUCUGAGCAACUUCAGAACUCUGUUUUUGGAGGCGUUAAAAGAAAACAACAAAAGAAGAGAAAUGGAGGAGAAAACGAAGAGAGCCAAACUGGCAAAAGAGAAGGCUGAACGAGAGAAACUGGAGCGACAGAAGAAGAAGCAGCAGUUGAUUGAUAUGAACAAAGAGGGUGAUGAGACGGGAGUGAUGGAUAGUCUGCUUGAGGCCUUGCAGUCAGGAGCAGCAUUCAGAGAUCGCAGGAAACGAACACCAAGAGGACAAGAUAACAGACGAGUAACUUUGGAAAGGUCUCGUUCUCGCCACAAUGGAACAAUUGCAGCUGUAUGAUUCUUCUGAUGCCAAAGAAUUAGUGAAUUGUUUUAUUUACAAUUAAAUUGGUAUACUUUGAAAAGCGUUUAUCAUACAAAUUGGCAAUGAUCAUAAAGGAAUACCGGUAUUGAUUAAAUGAGGUGUAUAAAUAUUAUGUAUUUUAAAAGCUAUUGCUAAAUAAUCCACAUACUGUAUCUUAUUGCCCCAACUACCAAGAUCUGUAAACAGUGUUAAACAGUAGGAUAUAUAUCUUAUUUUCUUAUGUUCUUUCUCCCCGCCCCCCCCUUUUUUUUUUUAAAGCUGGCAACUUACAUGAAAGGAGUUGGGGAUUUCUAGGUUAUGUUUUAUAUGGGUAAGAAAAUACAAAUUUGUUGAAAGAAUACAGCUGUGGAUUCCAUUUGCAGUUCUGAUUUGGACAUGAAAGGAAAAAAUAAUAAAAUCGUAUGUUAAUAAAUUCAGAGAUGAGCUGGUCUACAUUAUGAGAAUCUUUUUUGUAACCAUAAAAAAGCAACACAUAGCCCCAGUCAGGUUGCUGAAAAUCUUAUUUCAAUAUAAAGCCUGGUGGAUUCAGCUGUUUUGGCUGCAAGUAGCAUAUACCACAUAUCUACACUUUUGGUGGUAUGAUGAUGUAUAGUUACUUAUCACUGCUUAAAAAAAAAUUAAAUAAAACAGAGCAUAGGAUUUUAGCAAAAUUAAAUGAUAUCAAGGGCAGGAUAUGUUUUUAACUGUGUUUGAGGAGGGAUUUUUCUAAUUAUGCACUUAUAUAUUCUUUAUAAAGAUAUUUGGGGGAAAAAUGAUUGUCCUAUUUUAAUUACGCUAAAAAUACCUUUGUGUAGGUUUUUAGAGACAAACUGCAUUAUGAAGUUAUUCAGAACUGCCUCUGAGUUUUUCCUCUGUUUCUCAGGUAAAAUAUGUAGCGAGAUCUCUACUCGUGGAUUUUAGUGCUGAGGGUUCAGCAGCUAAGAACAAAUUUUCUACCUGGAGCACUAUAUAGCAGUGAUCAAUGAUUGCAGCAGUCUGAUUUUUCGGGAAGCUCCUCCCAUUCUCCUUUGUAUACAGGCCCCUUGCACUGCAGUACCUCAGGUGAGCAGUCAGUUUAGUAGCUGACACUGUGUAUGUUCUGCCACUCAAUGGGAAACUAUAGUUCCCUUUUCUCCCCAGAUUCUAGUUGAAUGUACAGUCUGUUUGCUGUUCAGGUCAGUCUUCACCAUCCUUUUUACUAAAGGUUCAUUGCUUAUCUGGAUGGGAUGGAGGAUUUUAAGUGGGAGUUCCAGUGGAACUACUCAUAUGUUGCUCAGCUAUGAUAUUUAAAAAAACCGAGAUACUAUGUAGUAGAUGGCACUUGUUCUCAAAUUAUUAUUGCUUUUCACUGAUUGAUGAAUUUUUAUGAAUACUUUUAUUGCCUGGUGUUAUGGGGAACUUUUUUCUGAUGUUAUAUAAAGAAUAUUUGGAAGGUAAGGUGUCACAUUGUUGUCUGUGCACAAACUGCUAGCUCUAGAGGAGCAUUCGAUACUGGGGCAGUGUAACUUUGCACUACUGCUUGAGCCAAGCAUCUUUGUACAGUAGAUUCUUUUUGCUUCUCUGGUAAGAUACUCUUAAGACUAUCUGACUAUUUUGGGAUAAAUUCUCAAAAUUUCAAACUACAGUGAUCAAUAUCCAAUUAUUGUAAGAAAAGAUACAGCUCCUUUUCAAUCUAGCAUUGAAAUAUAUUUUUUUUUAAAUUGUCUUCAAAGGAAACAGGGGGUUUGCCCAUUGCUAUAUCUCUAAACAUAGGAAUACGACUGAAACCUGGUGAAAUCUGUGCUGUCAACUAAUACUCUUCCUAAACUGUUUGGGGUUUUUUGUGUUUUUAGUAACAAACUAGAGAGUUGUAUGGUACUUCAGGAAAAAAAAAUGCAUGCAACAGGAUUGUGUCUCCCUGUUUAUCAAUAAGAGAUACAAAGAAUUAUAUCCAGUUUGUGUAAGGUCAACAUCAACCUUGUAUUGAAGCAUAACUUUUCAAGAUGGAACUAUUAAAUUUACAGUUAUAAAAAUGUGCUUAAUGUACAAAGCCAGUUUAAAAGGAUUAGGUUCAUAAUGUCUAUAUAAAUUUGUACUACAAUCAACAGUGUAUUAGAAUUCAAAUUUUAAAAUAAGCAUUUUCCUGGGAUUUACAAGUAUUGGUAUAAUCUUUAUAUGCGAAAACUCAAAAGCUCACAACAGAAUCUUUAUACUGUAGCAGUAAUUAUUAGUGCACGUGUUUUUCAUUUCCAUGGGUUAUAUUUUUUUUUAAAGCUCUGUGAAAGCUGACUACAGAUUUUCAAGAACCAAAUCUUAGGGGAAAAAAAAGCAAAUCCAAAAUAACAACAUCAUCUGAUGCUUCUAUUUUACUACUAUUUUUUUCGUAUUUGAAGCAUUUAUAUAAUUUAAUGGACAUAUCUGUUAGAACAAAAGUGUCUUUCAAAGGAAAACUAGUUUAGAAGAUAAUUUAUGUAAAUAUAGGGUGCUCGUAUUUAUGAAGUCUAAAAUAUUUUCUGAAAUUGAUGCUGGUCACUUUGUCUUUUGAUAGUUUUUCAGUCUAUAAUAAUUGCAGAUAUUUUUAAUGUUUUUAUUAUUGAUCUAAUUUUCAGAGGUGUCACACGUUUAUCUAGAAGUGUAGAAGAGUAGCACCUUUUUCAGAAAUGCACUUGCCUUAUUUUCUAAUUUUAAAAAAUGAAAUAUAUCAGUUAAAUUAUAUUUGUAUUCAAAGUAAUCCCAGAAAGAAAAUCGCUGGAGGGUUCAUACAUAAAUUUCUUGCUAAUUAUGUUUCACUAUAUGUCCUCUGAGACAUUACGUUAACAAUAUACCAGCACAUCUGUUUGCAUUCACAUUUUACCAGUUACAAGUACUGAAGAGAUUUUUUCUUUUUUAUGAUGUUACACUGUUUACAUUUCUUAGUUUAUUUAAGAGGAAGAUAAUCUUACCUUUGCAAUGAAUUGAACUAAAUUUGCAAUUGACUUGGGAAUGAAAUGUUUAAAUCAUAUACAAAUAUACAUCUCUGUUGCUUAACUACUGGCUGUACAGAUCAGAAAUGUAAAGACACUAGACAUUUUUUGCUCAAGUUUUAUGCAGUUUACUGAGAAAGAAGUGCAACACAGUUUGUCAUGUAUGUUUGUUUGUGAUUCAACGAAUAUCCUUUCCCAGCACAUAAGUGAUGUUUGGUUUAAGUGUUAAUCAUAUUAUGAACUGAUGCUAAAGCCAAAACAAAAUUAGUGCCUGAGAGGGCAUUGACAAACAGCUUCAGGAAGUAUUCCCAGAAAUACUAUUACAUAAUUUUUUCUGGUUUUAGACAACCAUGGUCAAUAUGAAGAAUGUUAUCUAAAAUUAUCUGUUCUUUCUUGAAAAUUCAGAUACAAAUGCAAGCAUUCCCAUAGUUCCCUUCUGUGAUAUGCAAAUAUUAUGAAUAUCUGUAUAUUUUUGCAUUUUUGUGUGUGGUAUAUGUACUACCUCAGACAAAUGCUGUAAAAACCAUAAUGUUUUCAUGGUUUCUAUCCAAACCACAAUUCAUCAGUGACCUACUUUAAAUUCAUCCCACAAUAUACAAAUGGUUUGCAAAACUCUGAGAAUCUGGCUGGGUUUUAGGUUUGGCUCUGGAAAUCCUCCUAUAGCUUUCAUUAAGAAAACUUUGCAAUGUUCGGCUUUUGCAUCCCUCAGGCAAAUCCUGCUUUGAUGGGUGAAUUUAGUACUUUCUAGAUUGAGAAUGAUAUAGCUAGUAAAUAUUUAAAGCUGGUAAUAGUUAUGUGGGAGCAAACUUACCUAUAUAUGUAAAUUGCUUCUUGUCCAUUAAACAAAGGCUUGGCUGAAUUAUACUUUAAUGUUUUGCCUUCAAAUUGCUGCGAGGUCAGGCAUAACAAAUGCUAAGCGAUAAAGCAAUGUAAAGCCCACCUCUUACGUGCCAUACUGUAUUUGCAAGUUAUUCAUUUUAAAAUAAGUAUUGUAAGAAACCUCUACAUCUCUUCUUCUGCAGUGUCUACACACAAGCCCACGCAUGCACACAACAUGUAAAUAAAUAAAAAAAAAAUCAAAGCAGAUAAAGCCAAAUCCCUCAGCUUCAGGUGUCUCUAUUUCAGAUCACAUAUUGCUUUUGUGCACAAGAAAGGGAGUUGUGUAAGCCUGUGAAUUCUGCAGUCCUGCAAGCUGUCACUCAGCACCCACUGAUGUCAUUAGAAGAAUGUUAAAGGAGAAAGAUUUGUUCUUGUAGUGCUUCUUUUAGCACUGUUUGAGGUGGUACAUAUGCCACAGAAUGUGAACAAUAAUCUAUUACAGUUUAGUCAGUCUGCUAUCAUGCACCAUUUGGUUUCUCUUUUGGAAGUCAUAUGACUCCUGAUGCCAAAAAAAAAAAAAAGUGACAAAACUCAUGCAUUUCUAUUUUUUAAACAGCUCUGUGUUUGUAUGUAAUGUUUAAAAUAGGAAUUUGAUGAAAUCACAGCCUGGCCAUUGUUAAUCCAUGUAUUCUGAAAACUGUAAUAAAGAUAUACAUAACAUGAUUUUGUUAGGUGCGCCAAUGUUUUACUUGUUUAUAAUGAUUGUUACCUGUUGAGUACCAUCACCUCAAAAUCUGUUUUUGUUAUAUAAAAUUAUCAUCCUGGAAUUA